CUCUAAGAAGCAAUUAUCCAUAUUACCGCAUCUUCGAUCGCAAAAUGCCCGCCCAGGAGAAAUACACCGACCCCGAACUCCGCGACGAGGUCAAGGAAGAAGUCAAGCAGGGCGAUAAGGGCGGAGCACCGGGACAAUGGUCGGCUAGAAAGGCACAAUUCAUGGCUUCCGAAUACAAAAAGCGUGGAGGAGAUUACAAUACCUCCAAGGAAGAAGGAGACAAAAAGGACGAGUCCCAGCGGAGUCUCAAUCAAUGGACAAAAGAAGAUUGGCAGACAAAGGAAGGCUCAGGGCAUGCGAAGCAAGACGAUGGUACGGAAAAGCGCUAUCUGCCGAAGAAGGCCUGGGAGAAAAUGAGUGAUGAGGAGAAGAAGGAGACGGACGAGAAGAAGCAACAAGAGUCGAAGGAGGGGAAGCAGUUUGUUUCCAAUACCGACAAGGCACAGAAGAAGAGAAAGAAGGCGACGGAAGAGACUGAAAAGGAAGGGGAAGGGGAGGAUUGCGAAGAACAGGAUAGACAGGAGGAACAAGACAAGAAAGAGUCGAGAUAUGAUGGCAAUGCGGAGGACGAUAGCGAUGAUCAAAAAGAAGAUGGCUUGGAACAAGGCCAGAAAGCCUCCAAAUCCGAAGAUGAGGAGAUGGACGAUGGCGACGAUGGGGAAGAAGAUGAUUUGGGACAAUAUGAGAAAGCAUCCAGGUCUGAUGGUAACGACGGGGAAGAUGGCGAGAAUCACAGGGAAGACGGUUCAGCACAAGAUGCGAAUUCUGACGGCGAAAAAGAUUCCAAGGCUCAAAAGGGCGGCAAGGGGGGAAAGGAUCAACAGAACCAGAAAAAGCAAAACAAUCAGAAAGCCGAGGCUGGGACCAAACGUACUUCCGGCCAAGAGAAGACUCCAACCAAGAAGCCUAGGACACGCCAGGACAGCAAAGCUGAGAACAAAUCGAAAUAG
Aspergillus melleus is the source of this 950-nucleotide messenger RNA. RefSeq lists its product as uncharacterized. The record is from RefSeq and is a predicted model, not a curated record. The transcript has 2 exons. NCBI's taxonomy places the organism in Eukaryota, Fungi, Ascomycota, Eurotiomycetes, Eurotiales, Aspergillaceae. Bases 45 to 950 code for a protein of 301 amino acids.